Pestalotiopsis fici W106-1 is the source of this 4725-nucleotide messenger RNA. RefSeq lists its product as uncharacterized. The record is from RefSeq and is a predicted model, not a curated record. Lineage: Eukaryota; Fungi; Ascomycota; Sordariomycetes; Amphisphaeriales; Sporocadaceae. Bases 1 to 4725 code for a protein of 1574 amino acids. Gene Ontology annotation, biological process: regulation of ARF protein signal transduction. Gene Ontology annotation, molecular function: guanyl-nucleotide exchange factor activity. The transcript has 2 exons.
AUGGGGGGUAGCAAUCGCUCCCAUCGACGCCGGCCCAAUUUGAACGUUGACACGUUCGCACCCAACUCCCCCUCGCAUAGACGAGAUGCCGCCCCCGGAAGCUCGCCGCAGCGGAAAGCCCCGGGGUCUGCCAAAGGCAAACCGCCUGUGUCGAGCCGGGCGCUUAAGCUGCAAACCACCCCUUCCGCCGCGACCACCUCUUUGAAUGGUAGAGAUCGUAAUUUCGAAGAGUCCUUUCUUGAGAACGACACCCCAGUGGAUAUGGCCAACAAGGAGAACGAGCCAGACUUCUCGCCAGAGAGCUCCUCCAAAUCGCCAGCAAAUUACCGGGACUCACAUGAUCUUUCGCUGCCGGCGCGCCAAGUUACUCGCGAUUCUCUCGUCACAAAUAUGCUCUUGUCGCUGGACGCCUUCUCACUUUCGCAGAUAAAUACGCCAGCAACCCCAUUAUCUCCCUUUGACGAAGGCACGUAUGGCUCCAUGUCAAUGAGCGGAGACAGAGACGACAUGAUUAGAACCAUGUCGGGCAUUUCGGCACGUCCUGGACGCGGUAUGCAUAGUUCUUACAACCAUGGCCAUAGCUACACUUAUAGUUCCGACCUAGAGGGAACGGACGAUGGCACUAGUCGCAUUUCGAGUCAGUUCUCUCAUGGCCGACGCAGUAACAGCAGUUCUGGCUUCCAAACGGGGCUUGGCCGCAUCAAUAGCAUGCAGGAGACAUCCUCUGCUCGCGCCAACACUAUGACCGGUGGGAGACCCCUACAUUCCAGGGGAGGUAAAGCCAGCAAAAACAGCAGCAUAAACAGUUUUGAUGCUGGCGGCACUGCACAUGUCUUGGGCAACCAUCGCAUCCCCCAUGGUAUUGGUCGGAGAUCUUCAAGUUUUGACUAUCCUCCAUCCAAUUCUGGAAAUACAGCAGUCGAUGGUAACGGCACGUGGAAUAUUGACUUUUCCAAUUCCCUGUUCAACCCCGACGACGAAGGAGCGCCGACGCCGACAGUACCCGGAGGGCCACGCCGACCUACUGCAGCUCUUCUGCCGCCUGCACCCCCAACAUUACCCAAAAAGCCAGAGCAAGACGAACGCAAGAGAAGCCUGCGUUCUCGCGGCUCCACCACGACUGGACGAGCAGCCUCGAAGCAUCGGCAGCACGAGAUGCCUUCCCAACCGGUGGUCCACGAUUUGGACUCGGCUCCAGCACCCAAUGUUGGCUACGAAAAGUCACAACUACGGGAGACUUCUAGCACAGCCCAAACUCCGCCAACGCAGCCAAAAGAGCGUCCGGGCUUCUUCCGAAAGAUAUUUGGCGGAUCAUCAAAGAACACACAACAAUCCAGCCAGGACCCUCCUGAUCCAGUUCCCGUUUCGACACCAUCAGCUGAAACAAUCGAACGUCCAACCUCAAAGACACCUCAGCAUAUAGCCUCGCAGAUAACACCGUCGUCAGCCCCUCCCUCAAGGGACUCACAUCAACCACAGCCUCCUCAUGUUAUUCAAAAGAAGUCGUCCUUCUUCAGGAGACGGAAGAAGUCUAUUGCCGAGCCGCCACCUGUGCCGUUGCCGCCACCAAAUCUGGCAUCAAUCCCCAACAAGGCAAGAAAAGUCCUAGAUCCCAUGGACCUCGAUGACGAUCCCAUCAUGCCCCUCGAUAGAGUUGAGCAUAGCCCUGCCAGUAGUUUGCGCCAGGUCAUGAUUCCAUAUCUCAAGAGCAGCAAUCCUGCGACACCUAGUGGACUCCUCCCUCCACGGAUAGAAAGAGAAAUUGUAUCUCCAGAGUACGAUGUCGAAGACAGCGAGUAUGAAAGGAGACGAAAGACACGCGGGUUCUCGCCAGACUAUGACCCAACGCCUAAUGCAACCAUCAGGCCAGUCAAGUCACAAUCGGCACUUAAUACUCGCAAUCGUGAAUCCCUGAACGUGGACGUACCAAGACUACCAACGAAAGCCAAUGGUGCAGCCCGUGAGCUUCCAGAAAUACCGGGCGCCAGACCGAAACUUGGUCGAGACACUACAUUCUUUGAGGAUAAUAGUGAUACCGAGGUCGACAGAUCUCACAUUCCUGCGCCCGAACACAGGAGGCCAUCUCUGCUGAGCCCAGCGGAAUCUCAAAGUCUUCCUGGGGGAUUCCCCACCCCGCCUAGCACUACUCCGACAAAAGAGCUACCUCAACCACCGCUCACGCCCGAGCACAAGACGAUGAAUGAUCGAUUUUCCCUGAAGGAAGCUGCCUCGCCUACUUUGGUGUUACAGCAGAAUGUCUCGAAUGAGGAAGGCAGAGCUCGCCCAGAUAGUCUUGGACUUCCCAUUCAGACACAAAUCACGAACAGUCCAGGCAAGCUUAAUGUCUCGGGCCGCAACACGCCUCUUCGGACUGGAUCUACGUCGAGCCUUCCGAGUGUUCAUAUUGAAAGCCCGGAAUCAAUCGUCAAACCUGCCGGCUCCCCAUUGGACGAGCCCGAAAUCACGGUCGGCGAGCCAACAGAGGAUGAUAGGCAGAAAGCACAACGCAUCUUUGAUGGCAGCGAAGAUUUCAUACAGAAAGAGCGAGCAGCAGCAUGGAUGGGUGAAGAAGGACCCGUGCGGCAACGAACUCUUCUAGCCUAUAUGGAGCUGUACGAUUUCACGGAGAAGAGUGUUCUCACCGGCCUGCGCGAGAUCUGCGACAGGCUCAUCCUUCGAGCCGAGACUCAACAAAUCGACCGGAUCUUGGUAGCAUUUUCUGAGCGCUGGUGUGCGUGCAACCCGAACCACGGUUUCAAGGCAAUGGAUGUAAUCCAUACCAUGUGCUAUUCCAUAAUGCUGCUCAACACCGAUCUCCAUGUAGCAGAUAUUGAGCACAAGAUGACACGCAGCCAGUUUAUCAAAAAUACCAUGACUACGGUGAAGGCCGCCUUGGCCGAUUCCAUACCUGAUGCCUUUGACCGUCCAAGCAUCUUGCCAGGCAGAAGCUCCAUGCUCAGUCCGAACGACAAUGAGUCACCAGUCGCCACUGAGCAGGAAAAGAAAAAUUGGCGGGCUUCUUUCAUCCCACCAAGAUCUGACUCGAGGAUUGGCGACUAUGAUCAGGAGCCCGAUUCUUGUGGUCCUCUCGUAAAAGCACCAUUUAAUGGCACAAUGCGGCAAUGGGAGGCACAGAUGGAAAUUGUGCUCAAGGACAUUUACAACUCGAUCCGUGAUGACCGGCUACCCCUAUUUGGUGGUGCCCCAGAGCCGCCACCGCAACAGCAACCGGGAGGUCUAUUUGCUAUGAAUGUGUUGAGACGCACGCCGAGCGUGAUUAGUAAAUCUCCCUCUGAGUCUGCUUCAACCACUAGAGGUCGUCUCGAAGGCACUGGUGGUCCAAAUGGACGAUGGAGUUCCAAGAGUCGGUCGCGGCCACGUCUUGGUACUGCUGGCUUUUCAUCUAGUCGCACUAGCUUCGAUGAUGGAAACUCCAUCUGGAGCCCUGCUGGGUCGUCAGCCACCUGGAGUCGCUACUCUCUGGGUCGGACUCAGACUUCGCCGUCAAUGGAUUCGCUGGGAUCGCAUUAUCUGCACAGCGAUUACCACCAAUCGAUGGGUUUUGCAAGUGCCCUCUCUCAAGCCAUCAUUCGCGAGGACCAUCAGCUUGAGCUCACACGCUCGGUCAUGAGUGAAGAAGUGAAUGGCGCCGCCCUCCUUGACGACGAAUCACUAGAAUUGACGGGACCGCCAUGGAUGAAGGAAGGCAUUGUCAUACAUAAGCAUCAUCUUGACGGUAUCGACAAGAAGGCUAAAGACCGGAACUGGAGCGAGGUGUUUGCUGUCAUUCAAAAGGGACAGCUGAGCCUCUUUUCCUUCUCAUCCAAGUCCACACGCCAGAAGACACGCCUUGGGCGCAAGCACGGCGCCGGUGCUGUGGUCGGCGGUGGAAAUUGGCAGGAAAAUGCCACCAACUUGGGUACCUUUUCGCUUCGACAGACGCUCGCCUCUGCACUGCCCCCUCCUGGCUAUUCCCGGACACGGCCGAAUGUGUGGGCUCUUAGCCUGCCAACGGGUGCUGUGCAUCUUUUCCAAGUAGGCACGCCGGAGAUUAGCAAAGAGUUUGUCCUCACGGUCAACUACUGGUCUGCACGCCUGUCUACUCACCCGCUGGUCGGUGGCAUCUCUAAUAUCGAGUACGGAUGGAGCGAUGCCUGCAUCAAUAAUGCUCUCGUAGCUGCUAUGAGCAAUGACAGCCACAGUACGACGCGGCCUGGUUCAGCUGCGGCGGGGCGCACAUCAAUGCAUAGCCGCAACGGAAGUCGCCAAAGCAGCCUGAGAUCUAGUUUUGAGGUGGGAGGUUCUGGAGUACGUGCUAAGCUCCCUGGUGAUCGCAUUCACAUCUCGGAAUGGGCACCGCCGGCGCAGUCUAUGCGGCCGUCAACCUUUUCCGAGUCUGAACAAUUGGAGACUCUUGAGGCAUACGUCAAGAGCAUCGAAGAUGAGCUACAGAAACAUAAUCAACUCCGGUCGCCAAUGCUCUUGGCAUUUACUCCUAGGGGAAAUAACGCAUCCAAGGCCAUGGCGAAUUGGGAGAAGAAAUCGGCCUACCUCCUGAGGGAAAUUGUCAAAUUCAGGACCUAUGUCGACUCUCUCCAAACGGCCAACACCAGAAGAAAGGAGAUUUAUGACGAAAGAGAGAUUGCCAGACGUGCAGCCCGAGGCGACCACGACGAGGAAGAGGCCAUGGAGGACGAAGACGAUGACACCAAAUUUGAGGUCUAA